AUGGAGUCACAUUUAAGUAAUGAUGAGUUCUUCUCAAAACUCGCCCCUCUCUUUGAUUCACGAAGGGAAAAAGACCAUGGUUCUAUCAUUUUAACACAAAAAUGUUUCAACUACAAUCCUACCUCUGGCGCUUUGAUAGCUGUAACUCCAGCUUCCGAAGCUGACGCUGAUGCCCUCACCGAUGUCCUCUGUGCUCAAUUCCCAGACCUCGUACGCGACGCCCCUAUGCCUCUCCUCGUCCGUGCCACGAACAGUAAAGGCAAGCUCCAACGUACGGAGAAGAUAAAACUAUCCACCAUUGUCCAGCCCGAUCAAUUGGAAACUUUCUUCGCUAGAUAUGCAGAAAUAUGUAAAGGUGGCAUGAGUGCGCUCAAGAAGAGAGAUAGGAGGACUGCGAAGGAAAAGCUCAGGGCAAAGAAAAGAAAGAUGGGCACUGCUACUACGGCUGUCUCGCUGGGAGAGGAGAAGAAGUGA
Molecule: messenger RNA, 474 nt
Organism: Sclerotinia borealis F-4128
Lineage: Eukaryota; Fungi; Ascomycota; Leotiomycetes; Helotiales; Sclerotiniaceae
Source: the annotation of a GenBank genome assembly